AGACCUAAUUAGGGAACUUAGAAGACAAAUACGACGGAGGAAUUUUGAACUCGAGAGGUUUGAUUUCGAACCUUUUCAAUUUUGGGUUUCUAUUUUCUUCGAGAUUGAACUAGGUGUUGAUGGUGCUAAAAGUUUGGAUGCCAUGGAUGAUGAAGAUGUGGAAAUAGAUCUUUUAACAAGAAAUGGUAAUGUGGAUGUGUUUUGUGAGGCAAGUACAAGUGGGAACGUUGCUCAGUUUGCAACGGUUAGUGAGCUCAGAAAUGGGAUGGAGUUUGAGUCAAAGGAAGCUGCCUACUAUUUCUACAGAGAAUAUGCUCGAUCAGUCGGAUUUGGCAUCACAAUUAAAGCUAGCCGUCGUUCUAAAAGAUCGGGGAAGUUUAUUGAUGUCAAAAUAGCGUGUUCAAGAUUUGGAACCAAGCGCGAGAAAAGCGCAGCUAUUAAUCCACGUUCAUGUCCAAAGACGGGUUGCAAAGCUGGUUUGCAUAUGAAGAGAAAGGAAGACGAGAAGUGGGUUAUAUAUAAUUUCGUAAAAGAACAUAACCAUGAGAUAUGUCCAGAUGAUUUUUAUGUUAGCAUAAGGGGAAAGAACAAGCCUGUUGGUGUGCUAGCAAAUCAAAAGAAAGGUCUUCAAUUGGCUUUAGAAGAGGAAGACUUAAAGUUAUUGCUCGACCAUUUUAUGGACAUGCAGGAUAAGCAGCCUGGUUUUUUCUAUGCAGUUGAUUUCGACAGUGACAAACAUGUUAGAAAUGUGUUUUGGCUUGAUGCGAAGGCUAAGCAUGACUAUUGCAGCUUUUCUGAUGUUGUUCUGUUCGACACAUUUUAUGUUAGGAACGGAUACAGAAUCCCAUUUGCUCCUUUUAUUGGGGUCAGUCAUCACCGACAAUACGUGCUCCUUGGAUGUGCUUUGAUUGGAGAAGAGAGUGAGUCAACAUAUUCUUGGCUAUUUCGGACGUGGCUUAAAGCAGUUGGUGGUCAAGCUCCUGGAGUGAUGAUAACAGAUCAGGAUAAGCUUCUAGGUGACAUUGUUGUUAAAGUCUUUCCAGAUGCUCGACAUAUUUUUUGUCUGUGGAGUAUGCUGAGUAAAAUUCCUGAGAUGCUGAAUCCAUUUGUGAGUCAAGAUGAUGGUUUUAUGGAAAGUUUCAGAAAUUGCGUACACAGCUCUUGGACAGAUGAACAAUUUGAAAGGAGGUGGUCAAAUAUGAUUGGUAAAUUUGAACUUAACGAGAAUGAGUGGGUUCAGUUGUUGUUUAGAGAUCGUAAAAAAUGGGUGCCACAUUAUUUUCAUGGACUUUGUUUAGCUGGACUGUCUGGACCUGAAAGAUCUGGCAGUAUCGCCUCUCAAUUCGACAAGUAUAUGAACUCAAAGGCUACGUUCAAGGACUUCUUUGAACUCUACAUGAAGUUCCUGCAGUCUCGAUGUGAUGUGGAAGCGAAGGAUGAUCUUGAAUCUCAGAGAAAACAGCCUACACUGAGGUCUUCUUUGGCUUUCGAGAAACAACUGUCCUUGAUCUACACGGACGCUGCUUUUAAGAAGUUCCAUGCUGAGGUACCGGGAGUUGUUUCUUGUCAACUUCAUAAAGAAAGAGAAGAUGGGACAACAGCAAUAUUCCGCAUUGAAGAUUUCGAGGAACGGCAAAAUUUCUUCGUUGCUUUGAACAUAGAGUUGUUGGAUGCCUGUUGCUCUUGUCAUUUAUUUGAGUACCAGGGAUUCCUAUGCAAACAUGUGAUACUCGUACUUCAAAGCGCUGAUGUUUCCUGCAUUCCAUCUCAGUAUAUAUUGAAGCGCUGGUCAAAGAAAGGUAACAACAAAGAAGACAAAAACGAUAAAUGUGCCACUAUACAUAAUCGACUGGCACGUUUUGAUGAUCUAUGUAGGCGCUUUGUCAAGCUGGGAGUAGUUGCAUCUUUAUCAGAUGAAGCCUACAAGACUGCUUUAAAUUUGUUGAAGGAAACCAUGAAGCAUUGUGCUAGUAUGGAUAAUUCUCCCAAGUUUCCUUCAGAGCCAGACAAGUUAAUGACAGGUGGAUCUAUUGGCUUAGGAAAUGAAGGUAUGUUGGACUGUGCAUCAAAAUUGUCCAAGAAAAAGAAAACUCAGAAGAAAAGAAAGGUAGACUGUGGGCCAGAAGAUGCAACAAACAGGUCAGAAGAACUUCGCCAAGAAACCGAACAAGUAAGCUCCAGAGCUCCUCCGUUUGAGAAUUGUUACAUUCCUCAAGCAAAUAUGGAAGAUCCCGAACUAGGCUCCCGUGCAACAACUCUUGGGGCCUAUUAUUCAACACAACAAACUAUUCAAGGAUUAUCAUCGGUCUCUUCCAUCCAGGAUGGUUACUACGGACAUCCGCCAACCAUACACAUUAUGGGAAACUUGCAUUCAAUUCAUGGACGAAUGAGUCAAUAUGAGACACAACCAAGCAUCCAAGGAGCUUUUCAGGGACAAACGGGGUUCAGGGGAAGCGUGAUCCGUGGCUGCUAUGACAUCGAAGAAACUCUGCAUGACAUGACAAUGGAGUCCUCACAGUUUCAGGGAUCUGGUCCGAGCCAUCCGAGUGAUCACCGCUAAUCCAAUUAACAGAACAAGCUCAAGAGUUGCUAAUUUUUUCAUUUCUUUAAAAUAAUGGAAUGUUUUAUGUACAGAAAUAGGAAAGGUCUAAAGUGUGGAAUUGGCUUUGAGGUAAACUCUGAUUGGAUUUGAUUAUAUUUAUACCUGAAUCAUAAUAUAUGAUUUAAGUAUUC
Arabidopsis arenosa is the source of this 2733-nucleotide messenger RNA. The record is from the annotation of a GenBank genome assembly. NCBI's taxonomy places the organism in Eukaryota, Viridiplantae, Streptophyta, Magnoliopsida, Brassicales, Brassicaceae.